Messenger RNA from Anisakis simplex (herring worm), 564 nucleotides. NCBI's taxonomy places the organism in Eukaryota, Metazoa, Nematoda, Chromadorea, Rhabditida, Anisakidae. The record is from the annotation of a GenBank genome assembly.
AUGAUGGAACGCAAUACUGAAUAUAUCAGUAAACUGAAAAGUAUUGACUUCACAAAGAUCGACUUCGAAUCAAUUCUGAAUAUAAUGAAGGAAGGUAUAAUUCUGCUCGGUAAACAUAUUGAACAUUGGAAACGCUUUUUGUCCNUGGGUAUUGCGGACGGAGCGUUGAUGACUGGUUUGCACAACGACGAUAUUUAUAUGGAUAUGUUGUACGAGCACAGUUACAUAACCAUCGAUAUUGCAAAGGCACUCAAUGAAAUGACUUCGACGUAUCUGCGCGUCUCAAACAAACACGUAUUUCCGCAUCUUAACGGUAUCACAAAACUGCUAGCACUUGAGGAUCCAAAAGAGAUCAACCAAGCCUUUAAACAACUAGCAGAGAACGCCAAAUACUCCACAGAGGAGCUAACGGCGAGUCUGCGUGAUGAUUACGAGCAGCAACGCAAAAGAGUCAAGGAUCGCGUAAAACAAAUAAGUUGCUAUGUGGACACUAUCAAGGAGGAUCCUGAUGUUAAGCAAGCAUUGGAAGAAAGUAAUGUUGAUAUUGAUAUACCUGAUUUUUAA